Cinara cedri is the source of this 10226-nucleotide messenger RNA. NCBI's taxonomy places the organism in Eukaryota, Metazoa, Arthropoda, Insecta, Hemiptera, Aphididae. The record is from the annotation of a GenBank genome assembly.
GGGCGCGCAUUUCGAGUACACUUCCGAACAGGGGCGAACACGGACAAGUCCAAAUCACAACACUGUCAGCUGUGGCGUGGCAAAUAACCAUAAAUAAUUUCAAGGUCGACAGUGUAACCGUGACGGCUGCGGUGCGCACCGUUGCCGAAAGUCUCGUCUCGCGACGCCGCAAUGCUGCAACUACACUAGUCAGCGAAUUGGCCUCGUCCGCCGUUCACUUCGUCACCGAAUCUCUCAGACUGUCUUCGUGGCCACCGGUAACGAAAUUGAACCGAUUUCCACCGAAGAUAAUCGACCCGAAUCUCAAACAAACAUGGCCGUAGGUGAGUUGAUCCUCUUGUUAAUCCAAUAUCUGUUUAUCGACUCGGUAACGUUAAUCAUAAAAAUUAUCACUUACCUUACCCACUUAUAUUGUUGUUGUUUUUUUUAUCACAAAUACUGUAUCCUAUUGUCCUUAUUAUGCGAGCUAUAAAUUAUCUUGUACCUAAUAAUAAACCAUCUACACACGCGCACACACACGAAGUGUUUAAUUUAAAAACUAAUAAUCAUAGCUCGAGUGAGGCGAAACUAUAUCCCCGUUUAUUGGUCUCAGUCUAACGGGCGACAUAAUUGUAACGAAAUUAGAGAUUAAAAAGCGGUUAUAUUUUCGGAAGCAAUGCGUAGCCGGGUUUCUAAAAAUAUUGUGAAACAAAAAGUCACGCAUUGGUUUUCGCUUUUUUUAUGUUCAACACAUAUUUUAGAACAUAAAUAACAUAAUUGUGCCGUGUUGCCCGAAUUGUGAUUUUUUUCAAUUUAAGAUGAGAUAUUUAUGUUGUAUAGGUAAUAUUUUUUAUAAUAAUUAUGUUGUAAUUGUAUUAUUAAUUGACUGACUAAUUAUAUAGUUACCAAUGGAUAGGAUUAUUCACAUAUUCACAUUGUAAUCAAUACAUUUUUAAUAGAUGAGUCAUAAAUAGGCCUAUUGAUAAUAUAGUUUAUAGGUUUUACUGGUUUACUAAAUAUUAGACAAAUAUACAUAAAUAAUAAUGCAAUUUACAUUCAAAAGUUCUACCAGAAAUGUUCAAAUUUUCAAUGUGUAGCACCUUUACUUAAACGAAAUUUUCCUGGGGUGGUACUUUAAACAGGUCAUUUAUUGAUUUUCAAGCAGUUUUAAAAAUAAUUGGAAAGAACUUGGAACAUUUACGAAAAUAAUGCUUUUUAUUGUUUUUUUUUUUUUUGUAAUUCAGUUAAAAAUGUUCGCAGAGAUUUGACAUUUGUAUAGAAACCUUACAUUUAUCUUUUUUAGUCGUGGUAACAUUUUUAAAAUUUUUGAGCUAUUUAUAGACAUUUGAAUUAGGCGAGUUUUUUUUGUAAUAUUUAUUUGGACCGACUCUGUAGAUAAAAUUGUUACACCAAACAGAAAUGCUUGCAAAUUUAACAGGAGGUUUAUUAUAAGUUAUACUUAAUGGUCGAUAAGAAAAAUUUGCGUUUAAUGAAGUAUUUUUAUUUUUUAAAAGAAUUUUAAUAUUAAAUUUUGACAAAAAUCGUAAAUAUUACGGCAUUUCAAAACAUGUUUAACCGAACUUCUUUCCGAAUCGUUUUUCAUUAGCAAUGUUUUAUCGUUGCUUAUAGAUAUAAAUCGAAUAACUUUAUGUAUUUUACCUUCUCAACUUUCACCUACAACAGUGGACUACUCAUCGUGCAAAGUAUGUCUGUCUGUUUUAAAAUAAACUCUAAAAAUUUACUCUUUAAAAAGUAUAUAUUAUAUAGGUAUACUACACAGAAAUUAUAUGGUAGUGUGACUAUUUGUUUAAAAUCAUAUCAUGGUUUAUUGAUCUUAUGCCAAAAUGAAGUUAUUCUGUCACAUUAAUAAUAAACUUUAAAUAUUCUUUGAUCUGAACACAUUAUUUUAUUAUUAUAACUCGAAAAUGCAUUAAAAAAAAAAAAAAAAGCUUUGAUACUGGAGAUAAGUGCGGCCACUUUUGUAGGUGGGUAAAAAUACAUACAAAUUUUGUAAAAUUUCUAUAAAUAACUCAAAAAUGGCUGAAAUGCUUUUGAAAAUUGUACCUAGUUAUGAAAAAGUGAACAUAAGUUUUCUGUCAAGUAUCUACGAAUUAAGAAAAGAAAAUUAAAAUACGAUUUUCUUGGUUACUGACGAGAAUAAAAAUUCAACAAGAAAAAUCUCUUGAUGUUUUUUUCUAUUUGAGUAAUAUUUCUGGUAAAAAAACAAAAAGUGUACAAAUUUUGAAUAAUGAAAUUGUAACGCCGUAAAUUUGUCAAUUUUCAUUUUACUUUUUUUCCAAUUUUUCCUAAAUAUUCUUUAAGGUAUUUAAUCUAUUACAGUGUUAUUAUAUAAUAAUACAAUAAUAUACCAUAAUUUAAUAUAGUUAUGAACGAUUUUUGGCAAGCAAGCAACAUUUUUUAAUAGGUACAGGUAUUUAGUUUGUGAAAAUUAGAUUAUUUAAAGAACUAUUAAAUUUAAAACUUAUAAUGCAUAUAAAUAUGAAUUAUGACAUUGUACUUGACUUUUUUUUUAAUCAUCAAGUUUGUUUCAUACUGAACUUUCUAUCAAAUUUUUGAGCGUUUUUAUUAAUCUAAUAAAUUGAAUUUAAAAACUAAAUGAAAAUCAAUACAUUAUUACCUAGAUUUUUAAUUACUUAUAAGUAUUAAAUAUCUAUUAUAAAUAUAUAUUAUUAAUAAAUAAAUUAGAAAUUAGAAUUAUUUCUAAAUGAUUUUAUUUUUCAUUUGUUUUAGAAAUAUCAACAACAGACAGUCAAGAUUAUAAAUUCAAUCCAUUAAAUUUUGGUUCAUUACAUUUCACUGUCAAAGCACCAAAUGAUGCUCAUAUUGUCUUAUCGGCCACUGCAGAAAAUAAGCCGCCUAAAUAUGAGGUACUUAUUUUUUAUUUUAUUGUAUUGACAUUAUAUAAUAUAGAUUAGUUACCUAUACUGCUCUGUUAAAAUGAAAAACAGUAACUGACAAUAUUUCAUAAAUGAGAUUAUUGUAGGGUAUUGUUUUGAGAGGUCAUUAUUUUACAUUGGUUUUGCUAACAUAAAAAACAGUAACACAUCAUUUAGACUCUCUAAAUGAGCUUUGAAUAUGUAGCAAAAACUAUCUACUAAAAUCUUACUGAUUACUAGACAAAUAAGUAGUAAAAAAUAUUAUUAAUUAUUAAUAUAAUAUAAUAAUAUAAUUAUUAAUCUGUUUUAUUGUAUAAUUUCAAAACCAAAGGUUUCUAAGAAUACAAACUAAUUUUUUUUUUAAAAAGUUAUUUUUUAUUAAUUAAAUAUGUAAUUGGUUAAAUUAUGAUGUUUUUAAUUUGUUAUGUUUUUCUAAAAAAAGAGGAAAUAUGUGUAUGUUUGAUGAUAUGUUUCAUUAAUACUGCUUUUUUAACUGUAGUUUUAUUAAUUUUUGAUCAUCACAAAUACUGUACCUACUUAAAUUUGUCAUUAAAAGUAUAAAUAUUUGAUUUAGGAAAAAGAAAAUUAUUUAAAAUAAUUUUUGAGGUUAAUAACUACUAAUAAUGAUCAAAAUAUUAUUGAAUAAUAUUGUUAAUGUGUGAAAAAGUGAAAAAAAAAAAAUAAAAAAUCUAUUUUCCAAACAUUUGCAUUUUUGUAGAUAUUGCUUUCCAUUAUAGCUGUUCAAUAUAAAGCUAUAGCUAUUAAUAUGUAUUUUUUAAAAUUAUUUUUAAUUUCACUUUUUUUAAACAGGUGUUUCUUGGUGGUUGGGGAAACACAAAAUCUGCAAUUCGCAAAAAUAACGAACAACCAGACAAAGUUAUUGUUGAUACCCCAAAAAUAUUGAACGGUGGAGAAGCUAAAGGAUUUUGGAUCAAAUGGGGAGGCGGUUUUAUUGGUGUAGGAAAACAAGGUGAAGAAAAUCCAUUUAUGUCAUGGCAAGAUGAUGAAUCUCUUAACGUCACCUACUAUGGAGUGCGCACUGGAUGGGGUGCUACUGGUGUAUGGACUAUUGAAGGUUUGCUUCUAUUAUAAAUAAUUUGAUUUUAGGUAAUUAAUAUAAAUGGUUCUUAAACAAAUUAAAAGAGUUCUCUUACCUAUUUUAUCUAUAGACUAGCAUGUUUUUUUUCUUGAUUGCUCCACAAUAACCUGCUCCUUAGACUUCUCCUGUUUUAUUCAAGAUGCUUUUGAAAACAAAAUUCAAGUAGAUAUUAUCUUCAUGGAUUUUUCUAUGGUUUUCGAUUAUGUGAAUUUUUUAUACCUUAUACAUAUUUUAGAUAAAUUAGGUAUUGGCAAUCCAUUUUUGUCAUGGUUGCACUCGUAUUUAACUGAUAGAUGAGAAUUUGUCAAUUUAUUUGAUUUUUCAUCUAAAAUAUUCAAGGUAGCAUCUAGUUCCUCAAGGUGGACGUUUAUCUCUUUUAAUAUUUAAUCUUUUUAUCAAUACAGUUUUUCUAAAUAUUCAUUGUUAUAUUUUACUUUUUGAUGACGACAUUAAACUUUUUGCCUUGGUAACUUCAACAAGGGACUGCAACAUCUUAAAUAGUCAAUUAAUAGUUUUGUUAUCUGGUGAAACGCGAUUGGCCUAAAUCUUAAUACUGACAAAAGUAAAAAGUAAAGUGAUGACAAAAGCCAUGUCCUUUUCUAGAUCCCGGGUAUUUAAUUUAAUGAUUAUAAAUUAUUUUCUUAACGGCUCACUUUUAAAACGUGUCUUUUAAAUUAAAGAUUUAGGAUUCAUAUAUUCAACAUUUUUUCUUUUAGAUCUCAUAUUGAAUAUAUUUAUUGUAAGGCCUUAUGGAUUUUAGGGUUUUACAACGUUACACUACUAAUUUCAAAUUAGCGCUUUGUUUAGGUACACUUUAUUUCACCUUUGUGCGAUCUAUCUUUGAUUAUGGAUUGAUAGUUGAGAAUCAAACUUUUCAGGUUGAGAUCAAACUAGUUGAACUAGCUAAGAAAAACUUUCUUAGUUUUACAGGUUUUUACUGAAAAUUUAUCAUCUCUAUCAUUACUAUAAGUCAGUUAUGGAAGAUUUAAUACUCGUUCUCUAGAAAAUAGGCAGCUAAGGUGAUUCAAUUAUUUUUGCUCAAUCUUCUUUAUGGUACGAUUGACUCAUCCCAGCUCCUUGAGCAUAUUAGUUUAGUGUUCUGAGCAAUCAUACCAGAUCCCAUGAUAUAUUUCACCUUCCAACUUCUCAAUCCUUUUUUUUUAUGAAUGAUCCCUUGGUUAGAGAAAUGAGUUUCUUAAAUGAUAAUAGUGCUAAUAUUUGGCUCUAAUAAUUUUGUUUUGUAUUAUAAAUUUUUGUUUCACUAUUUUUAUAAUUAUUUUAAGUUAUUAUUUAUAUUUAAUACUUAUAUAAUAUAAUAUAUUUACAUAUAUAUACAUAUAUUUAAUUAUUUAUACCAUUUUCAAAAGUUGAUCAGAGCAUGUAUAUGUAUAAAAUCGGACAUAUGUCCCCCUACGUCAUAGCCAUUGUUUUAGGCAGGAAAAUAAAUUAGUUAUUAAAGUCAUAAUUUUUAUUUGGAAGUGUUGCAAUAACUGUAUUUAUAAAGCUAGGUACCUAUAAAUAAAUAAAUAUGAUUUUUCAAAAUUGUCAUUUUAAUAUUGGCUGGUUAUUUAUUAUCAAUUAUUUAAAUUUAAGAUUGGUUUUUUUUUAAGUCUAUUUUUAUUUAUUUAUUUUUUAUUUUUAAUUGAAUUCAAAUAGAUAACAUUUACAUUAACACUGAAGAUAGUAUGGAUUACAUAUCUAGGGUUAUACUUCAUGGCUCCAUAAGUUUUUCAGUUGAUAGUGCUAAUGAUGCACACAUUGCUUUGACAACUAAAGAUAAGGAAUCUGAACCUAUGAUAGAAGUAUUUCUUGGUGGUUGGAAGAAUUCAGCAUCUGCCAUUCGUUACAAUAAGCAAACUCCAGACAAGGUUCAAAAUGUUUUUAGUUUACAGACUUGCUUAAAUUGACAUUUUAACAUUUCUUAAAUUUAAUUUUUUAAUAAUAAUAAUAUAUAUUAAUAUAUUAUAGGUAUCUAUUCUAACCUUAUAAUAAUAAUAAUAAUAAUAUAUAAUAUUAAGGUUAACACAUCUUGAAAAAUUGACACAUUUUAUUAAUUUUAUGUAGGUAACUCAUUAUUUUAUUUUACUAAAACGGCUGAUGUCUAACAACAAUGAAAAAUAUAUUUAAUGUGAUUCAAAUAUAUAAAAUUAUUGAUAUUUUUAAAGGUGCGCAUUGAUACUCCUCAAAUUCUGUCUAAAGACACUCCAAAGAAAUUCAUCAUCUCUUGGAGAGACGGUAUUAUUGAAGUGUUUCGCGACAACUCCAAAUUAUUUGAAUGGAAAGAUUCAAAUCCAUUUAGCAUUUCUCAUUAUGGUAUUCGUACUUGUUGGGGGGCGGUUGGUAAUUGGCGCAUUCACGGUGCAGCAGAUGAAAAAUUUAAAAGUCAAAUAGUUUCCACCCCAAAACCAAAACCUUCAAAAGGAAAAGGUUAGGAAUAUCCCCUGUGUACAAUUUUUUGUUAUGAUUUAUUUGUUCUGUUUAUUUAUAUUAAAAAAUAUUAAUAAUUAUAAAAACUUUUGUUUAAAAAAAUUAUAUUUAAUUAUUGUUUUAUAGCCCCCCCUGCAGCUGCACCUGGUUGGAACAUUGAUGGUCCAACAUUAGGUCCUGUAACAUGGGUACAUGCCAGUAAUGGACAAAUACCAUCAAAUGCUUUGCCUGGUGGUUUCGAUGUUAACAAUGAACAGCUUUAUGUUGCUCGAGCUGAACACAAUGGUGCUCUUAUUCCUGGAAAACUUGUUCCUUCACACGGUGUUGUUUAUGUAGCUUGGGGUGGUGUUGAAAAUCCUAAAGAAAAUUAUGAAGUUAGAAUAUACAUUUUUUCUAAAUAAAUGUUAACUAAUAAAUUUUUAGUAGGUUUCUAAUAUGUACAUAUUUAUGUUAAUUAUUUAAUAUAGGUACUUUGUAACUGUACUGGUACAUGGGUGAAAGCCAAUGAUGGAGAAAUUCCUGUUGGAGCAUUAUCAUCUGGACAUACAGAAGACGGUGAACCAUUGUUUGUUGGCCGUGGAGAAAUUGACGGGUCGUUAACUGUAGGAAAGGUAAAUAUGAAAGUCUUAUUAUAUUGUUUAUAUUUAAAUAUUUUGCAAGAUGUUAUAUAUUAUAUUCAAUAUUUAAUAUUUACAUAAAAAAAUAAUUUAAAUUGUUUAGUGUAGUUAUUGACAUAUUUUUUUUUGUCAUAUGGUUUAUUAUAUUAUAGUGUUUAUAAAUAUAAAUUAACUGUACAAAAUAGAUAAGUUAUAUUACAUUAAUUUUUUAUAUUUUUAGUGAAUUAAAUUGUAUAAACAUAUUUUUAUUGGUAUCUAUUUAUCUCUCUAUUUCUACUUAUCUAUAUAAUAAUUAACACUCAUAAUUUGAGUAAGUAUUUAAGCCAUAUAAAUUAUAGUAAAAUAUCAACAAUCUCUCAAUUAUAACUAGAAAUGUUCAUAUAAUUGAAACAUUACAAAACUUGUAUUAAGAAAAUACAUUUUAUUGGUAUUCUACUGAAACUUUAUUUUAAACAAUACAUAAUCAAGCAAUAUGCUUUCAUAUUACUAACAAUAUUAAAUAUUAUAUCUUCUAUAACAUCAUAAUACUAAUUGGUGAAAAGUAGAUUUUAUAAUAAUUUUUUGUUGAUGAAUUUAUUAUAUUUUAUUAUUAAUUUAAAGUAUCAGCUAUCCAUAUUUCUAUUGUUAAAUCCUAAAUAAAUAAACAUUUAUGUUUAUAUUUUUCACUGUUUAUGUUGUUGCUUAUUUAUAUAUGUUAAUAAUCUACUUUAACUAAUUUAAUAUUUCUAUUGUAAUAAAAUGUAUAUAUUUUUAGGCAAAACAGAAAUAUAAUCAAAUAUUGACUCAGAGUUCUUCUAGCUUUCGCUCUGAGGAAAAUUCUUCUAUAAAUACACUAAUAAUGAAAUUAUUGAAGUCUUCGUUAGAAAAAGAAAAUGAUGAUCAUAAUAUUUUUGGUGCUUAUGUAGCUAUGGAAUUGAGAAAUUUGAAGACAUCUGAUCAACAGAAAAAAUUAAGAGCCGAAAUAAGAGAUGCUAUAUCUCGAGUUGAAAAAUCUGAAAAUAAUAAACAUAGUGUAAAUAAUACAAAAGAAUUAGAUGAUUCAAAAUAUAAUCUCACUGGUACUUUAGCAAAUAAUAUUGAAGUAGCUAAUGUGUCUCAUGAAAAAUUUAAAAGAGAUAGCUGGGAAUUAGUUAACUAAUUUUUGGAUAUUGCAGUUUCAAAAAAAAAACAUAAUCUCUAUUUAUUUAUGUCUCAAAUUAUUUUUUUCUUAUAUGAUUCUACUAGUAAUUAAAUAGAUGUCUUUUCUUAAAAUUGAUUUAUUAUACUAUUGUUUGCAACUGAGUUAAAUCUAUGAUUGUAAUUGUUUUGACAUUAAAUGAAACUUUAUUUUUCACGCAUUUCCAAUAAUACACUAGUCUGUCUCACGAAAGAAAAGUAUUGUUUCGCACAAGCUCCACACCACCACCCCGAGAUGGUAGCUUAUGUAUACCGGGUUGAAAUGGGGUCUAAACGAGGAACGGCGUAGGAGAAUGCACGUCACUGACCAAUUUUUGUUAAAACACUGUACCUUUUUUCAUGAGACAGAAUAUAGCUAUAAAUUAUAAUGGUUACAGAUAUAUAUUUUGUAUACAUAUAUUUUAAACUAGCUCUUAAAUUUAUUUUGGUGGAAAAAAUUAUGUUUUUUUUAUUUAUUUUGAAGUUAGUAAUUAGCGCGCUAGUUUGUAAUUGCAUAUACAGUUAAUUCUGCUUAAUGUGGGCAGUUACCUAAUAUUGGUAUAAUGGUCUGGUCCCAUUUUUAAUGUAUAACGAUACUCAUUUUGGUUAAAAUGGGCCUUAUGUAGACAAAUGUAACAGCUCCCAAUGUGCCCAUAUUAAGCAAAAUCCACUGUAUAUAUUUUGAUUAAAUCAGAUAUCAUUAAUUAUCAGAGGUAAUAUACUAUUAUGUUUAUUUAUUAUACUUUAUAAUAAUUAUCUAUCUAGUAUAAUAUAAGUGUAUACAAUCAUUUUUUUCAUAAUUAAUUUCUUUUUACUGUAUGUUUAUUUAUAUUCAUAACUACACUUAUUGUUUUCUAUGUGAUAUUAUUAUAUUGUUGAUUAUACACCUAAUGAUCAAGCUUGAUACUAAAACUUUAGAUUUAUUUUUAUAUAUUAAAGACCUUGUUCAAUAACUCACUAGGUAUUAUUGUUUUUUUUUUUUUAGUCUGCAAAAUAAUAUUUAUGUUGUAAUAUUAUUUCAAAGGCAGCAUUUAAUAACCACAAAUUGACAUACUAGUUAUAAAAGAAUAUGUUUUCAAAUCUUAACCUUCAUAUUUUAUGAUUUUAUUUUUAACUUUGGGGUUAUAAUUGCAUGUCAAUUUUCAAUGCACACAGUAAAAUUUUGUUUUUGUUCAUUAAAUGUGUUUACACAAAUAUUGUACUGUAUAGAUUUUAUGUUUAAUUACAUCAACUACAUGAUUAAAUGGGUUUUAAUGCUCAGAGACUAAUGAUGCAAAGACAUUAUAUAUUAUAUUACUAAUGUUAUUUGUAUACAUGUUAUUUAACAUCAUCUAAUAAUUAAUUAGUUACAUUAUCAUUUUUCCUCAUUCUAUUUGUACAUAUAAUGACAUGUUUAUCUAAUUAAAUUUAAAAUAACUACUUACUGCAAUAUGAACAAUUUAAGUUAUAAUAAAUACCAAUGUAUGUAUUCGAAUUAAAACUAUUGGUUUAAAAACCAAUUUCAAAAUAAAAUGUGCACCUAUUUCACCUUCAUAAUUAUUAGAUAUACGUCUAAAUAUACAGAGGUGGCCAAAAGUCACGCAACGCUUACCGUCUUGUAUGGAACGCGUUUUUCCCUCCACGUCGUUUCCGUUACACCAUAUUGCCACUUUGGUCUCAUUAUCUUGUUAAACGUACAACAACAGCAGCAAGGUUUAUAAAAAAAUAACAACCUAUUAGACACAGUUUCAUGUUCGUUAUCGUUUGUAACACUGCCGAAAUGCAAAUUUGUUUUGCGACUUUUGGCCACCUCUGUAUAUUAAAAUCAGUUCUAUUAAAAAAAUCAUUUAAACAUCUGAAAGUUUUAUAAGAAUAAUUUGUUAUUGUUACAGGUUCAACCUAGUCACAGUGUGUGUUAUGUACCAUAUGGCGGCUUAGAAGUACCAUUGAAUGAUUACGAAGUAUUGGUGGCUUAAAUGCAUUCAAAUUCUCAAUCAGAUAUUUGCAAAUUUUUAUAUGGCCAGCUAUAAUAACUCAUUCAUAUAUUUUACAUUUAAUUUAUUAUAAUAUUUA